Messenger RNA from Rosa rugosa (rugosa rose), 1672 nucleotides. RefSeq lists its product as uncharacterized. Lineage: Eukaryota; Viridiplantae; Streptophyta; Magnoliopsida; Rosales; Rosaceae. The transcript is spliced from 2 exons. The record is from RefSeq and is a predicted model, not a curated record. The coding region runs from base 405 to 1646 and encodes 413 amino acids.
GCCGCAUGGCGGGAAUUCGAGGCUGUUGGCAGAACCGCAACCUGCUAGACCUUCGCCUACUCACUGGGUGGGAGUUGUUGGUCGAUCAACAAUUAACACGAGCCCUUGAUUCUCCGCCGGGAAACAGAGCGAGCCGUGAGGCGUUUGAGAAAGCCAUGGACCGCGCCAAGAUCAACAACUUUCUGGAGAACAUGUACGCCUCUGGGCUGGCGGCACAGAAGACCGUCGUUGAUCCCGAGACACUGGUGCUGAGCCAGUCUGAGACGCCCGUGGUGCUACCGAUGCCGCACCACUCUCACCUUGGUGCCGAUGGUUCGCCCGUCGUUCAGGCGGGAACUGUCGUGGACCGUGGGGCUGCCGGUGGGAGCAAGGCCCCUGCUGCUACUGUGUAGUAAAGAGAGAGAAUGCCCGCUAACCGGCGUGGGUCGCAGAAGGAGAAAAUGGUGUCGCCGGCUGAAACAGUCACCGUUGCGGUGUCUGAGCCGCAGAGGGGAUCGAGGCCUGCCACCGCUGGAUCCACACGGGUGGUGCUUCAGAGGAAGCGUCGCCAAAAUGACUCCGGUGGAGAGGAGGACGACGCGGAGACCAUCGGGGCCCGCCAGCAGAAGAGGGUAAAACAGGCAUCGCCCAAGGUGGCCGUAGUCACCGACGGGGAGGUGCAAGCGAGCGAUCUGGACUCGUUUGUCGCGUAUGCAGAGUUCCUGACCGAUCAAGAGCGGGAAUUUCUUUUCCACCUCUGCGAGCGGCUGGGGUUUGGCGGCCUAGAGGGGAUUGUGCGCUCAACCGCCGUUGAUCAAUCGCCCUUCAGCUCGGCCUUUGGACAUCUCUCGGUUGGGCUGCAUGAGAUGUUCCUGGCGACGUCUAAACAGCCCCGGGUUGAGCGGGAGCUAAGGGGGCAGAUGACUGAUCUUCAGAGGGAGCUGGGGGAGGCCCAGGACAAGCUGGCGGAGGUGCAACAGCGGUUGACCAAGGCCGAGUGUGACAAGGCGGAUGCUCGCGGCCAGUUGAAUGUCGCCAUUGCUCGGGACAUUGAGCGGAACAACCGUGUGGCUGAGCUGGAUCAAAACAUAGCUCUGUUGAAGGAUCAGCUGGCGGCGAAGGUCAAGAAGAUCGAGAUCCUUCUGCGGGACUCUGCCUCCAAGUCAGCGGAGGUGAAGCGGCUGGCUGAUGAGGUUGCCCAGCGGGAAACAAAGAGAAGCCAAGUGGAGGCCGCCGCCGUGAAGGCGUUUAAGCAGUCGGCGGAAUACAAAAAGGCGAUGACUGAAGCGGCGAAGGCCGGUGCCGUUGCCAACGUGGAACUGCUGAACCAGAAGGGCGCCAUCGACUGGGUCAAGGCGUCCCAGCCCACUGGGCCGUCAGGUCAAAACUCACCGCCCGCGAAGGGUGUGGUUCCCGUUCAGGCCGAGGGUGCCAGCUCAGGUAGCGGAGAGAGCGGUGUGCGUCCGGUGGAUGACUCUCAGCGGACCCCACCUCCUACUCAGUUCGAGGUCUCCCGUACUGGCUUUCUGGCCGCCCACACUCGAACAGAUGGUACCAUUAUAACACCAAGUCCUACCGCUCGUGGGUCCGAUCAGACGAGCCGUUUGGCUGAGCAACAGCCGCCACCAGAGGAUGAGGAAGUCGCCGCCGCUCCCGAGAAUCCUUGAAGAUCCCCAUAGUUAUGUAGUGCCGC